This is a messenger RNA of Penicillium brevicompactum, 3150 nucleotides long. RefSeq lists its product as uncharacterized. NCBI's taxonomy places the organism in Eukaryota, Fungi, Ascomycota, Eurotiomycetes, Eurotiales, Aspergillaceae. The transcript has a single exon. Bases 1 to 3150 code for a protein of 1049 amino acids. The record is from RefSeq and is a predicted model, not a curated record.
AUGGGGUCCGGAUCUGAAAUCCCAGAGAGAAUCCAAGGACAGCCUGAUACAUUUAAAACUUACCCGGGUGCAGGCUACGAUCCCUCGAUCUAUCAUGAGGAUCUCUCCGCGGAAGCUGUCGACUCAGGCUAUGUCGACUCAGGCUAUGCCGAUACUGUGGUUGAACCUUCGCUGCCAGAGCCCACUUCUAGGCCAUCGGCACCUGAGCGCACUAUUCCGCCUGUGCAAUUUGAGUCGGAUUUUGCGGGCCUAGAGUGGCGGCUUUCUGACCCUGAAGGGCCGUUCCACUCGACUGUUCAAGCUUCAGAUUUGGCAUUGACCCAGGGUUUCUUCCCAGAAUACUCUUCGGACCUCUGUCCCCUUCCACCCGAGACAAGCGUGGACUCAGGCUAUGCGGAUACUCUGGAUGAUUCCACGUUCGCUGAGUCAAUUUUCCGAUCCGAGCAAUCCGAGUUCGAUUCCAUCAACGUGGAUAAUUGGGGAGGUCCUAGAGAUUACUAUGAUCCAGGGCUGCAGUUCGUGAAUACCCAAUCUUCACUCGAGCAGUUCCAAGGACAACAGCCAAUCAUCCCGAGUAUCGACUACCUCAACUCCACCCCAGAACUGUUUCCUGCUGCCUUUGACUUCGGUCCAAACUACAGUUACUCUCAUUUUGAUCAUUACUUGAUAGGCUCGACUCCCGAGUUCGAGUCAUCUCACUUUUCGGACGGCCAACAGCAUCGACAAUAUCAGGAGCUCCAAGGGUUACAGCCAAUCACCCCGAGAGCGCAUAGUGGCCCCGAAGACUCUACCAUUGAUAGCCAUUGUGAUGUCCCCCCAAAACGCCUGAUGCCUGCAUCCGGGUCUAAGCGCAAGCGGGCCAACGAGCAAGAAAUGCCAGCAGGCUUGAUGUCCCAUAAAGGCUCCCAAUUCCAGCGAUUGAGUGCCUCUCUUGAUACACAAACAGAACGAGCCAGCCUUCAACUUUCAAGCCAAUCCUCCGCCUCUGAUGAGAAUGGUUCAUUGGCGAGUGAUUCCAAAGAGACGGAUAUUACCCGAUCAGACACCGAACACGACUCGAUAGAUUCGGGCAUAAUUGAGGCAAGAAAUCUGGAUCAUCUUCUGAACUCGACCCGCCAUUUCGAUGAGCUUGACCAACUCGAGCGCGAUACGGUACGGCUUCUUGACAUGGAAGUUGGCCCAGAUCUCGAACUCGACACUGUGGAUGAUUGCAUCGUGCAUCUCAAAAGGUUGAGAAUGGCGCUGGCCAACUUGAACAAGCAGCAGUUCUGUGGUAGUUCCAUGAACAUCCUAGUUGAGGAUCAAAGCAAAGAAAACGUUGCCAAAGCUCUGCCCGUCAUGCUUGAAGGGAUCAAACGGUUUCUGGAUGCAAGUACUCAGUUUAAUAGCAAUCUUCUGAAUCAGCGGACGAAAGAUUGGAUACAAUCAAUCCUUGGGUCGAACGAGGCCGACACAUUGGACUUGGACCUCUUGGAUUCCCUUCGCAUCCUAUGUUCAAUAUUGUCAAUUGGACUUGUUGCAUUUUCAGGUUCUCAUGUGUGCCGAUUUGAUGUUACCAAUUGGGGACAACAAAUGGAGCGAAUACCUAUUGGACUUGAUCAAUAUGCAUUUCGUGCACGAAAGUUAGCCUGUCUCGAUGACUUCAUCGGGGGUCCGGCCUGGGUGCUGGGGAAGACCGAAGGUCGACAAACAGCGCCGGAGAACACAUGCGAAAAGGAAACAAGCCAAUCAGCUUCACCAGACGAUGGAAGUAAGUUGCAACAACCACUACAAGACAGUAAUGAUGAGCCUCGUGUACAUCCCGGAAUGAAGGUUUCUCUUUCGGUUCAAGAUUUCGAUGAACUAUGGGGCCCAAUUUCGCUGGUCGGUGGGUCUCCAGACAGUGGGCUAGCAAUACGAACAGAAAGAGGAUUUAUUGUUCCACUACCGCGAGAUCAACAAUCCGAAUUGACUUCGGAUGAUCAAAAGGUUGAAUGCCACUGGACGUCGGAGAUUCCGCAGCAUGUGUUGGAAAGUCGCGCCAACGAGGAAGGCUCCGGAUCGACAAUCUCGCUCGACAUUGCGUCGAGAAUUUUGAUUGGAACAGGUACCAACGCCGAAAUUGGGCUCUUCGUCAAUGAGAAGUGUAAAUCAUCAAUUGCUCUUAUCCAGCAACAAAUCGCAUGUCGGCUCCAAUAUCCUGGGACAUGCAACUCCAAGUACGUCAAAGAGGGGCUUGACCUCCAGUUCGUCGGUGGGCAGUAUAUCACCGGCGGCCUUGUGAAAAAGUACAAGCGAAUGCCAAAACGAACACUGAAGGCCAUGCUUAUCGAAGAUUGCAAAAAGCCCGAUACCAGACUUGUCCCGCUGCUCGGCCUCCGGGUCGGACUUGAAGUGAGUGCGUGUACUGGCAAUGCCCAGCGAGUCACAUUGUGGGAUGCUCUCCGCCUCUCUCAGACAGGUCCCCAGACCUUGGACGCUGUCCCAUAUUGUGAGCACAAGAUCGGCGACAGACACUGUAUCAGCACAUGCUGGACCCGAUGCCACUCCAGUGAUGAGAUCGAUUCUUUCGAAGACCAACCAAUCUACGGCAAGCCACUAAAUGGCCCCCAAGCCCGCCGUGUGAUCAUCAACUCUAUACUUGCCCUCGAACACACAGGGCUAGACAGCGAAGGCAAUCUUCAAGUGGCCUGGCCCUUCAGCGACAUCCCUGCGAACUGUCCAGUCUCACCAUCCACAGCAAAAGAGUCCAAUAACUGGUUCCGGGUAGUGAAAGAGACACGAGAGACAUCCAGCUUUCCUGUCUUCAGCCAGCAAUGUUUAGAGUUCCACGACCGGGGUCUCGUUCGAUCAUGCUCUGCAUCUUGUAGGACCAAGAAUGCCAGGCCACCGCACACGAUGCUCUCGACACAGCUUCUGAAUUUGGCGACAGGUGUUCCUAUGCUGGGACUAUUCGAGGGUGCGAGCUUUCUGGUGGGGGAGGCACACCUGACGGUCACCAAGACAGUGCAAGGUCAACUAGCAAUAGUUGCGAUCGUGAGCUCGAAUCCUCUGGCCCCACUGCGGCGUCGGUUUCGGGAGUUUCUACCUGAUCCUCCAACGCAUGGAUUCAAGGAAAAUAUUAGGCCUGACAUUGCUGCUGGCCUGUCAAUUCCGCUAUACGUUCAUUGA